Molecule: messenger RNA, 1075 nt
Organism: Vigna angularis (adzuki bean)
Lineage: Eukaryota; Viridiplantae; Streptophyta; Magnoliopsida; Fabales; Fabaceae
Product: 50S ribosomal protein L3, chloroplastic
Exons: 2
Coding region: 109-912 (267 amino acids)
Biological process (GO): translation
Cellular component (GO): chloroplast envelope; ribosome
Molecular function (GO): structural constituent of ribosome
Source: RefSeq, a predicted model, not a curated record
CGGAGAGAGAGAGAGAGAAAGGAUAAGAGUUUAAGAUUAAUUCCAGUGUGCUUCUCUCUAACUGUUACGAGUCUGUGACGCUCGCUGGGAUAAGGAAGCAGAGCAAGCAUGUCAAUGUUGUCCAUUCCGUCGCCAAUAUAUGGUUCUUCUCAUUCCUCCCUUUCAAUUUCUCGGCUGCCGUAUUCUUUGACGGCUCAGCCUCUGCAAGUGAGUAGAAGAGCAAAAGUGAGAGGUGUGGUUGUGAUGAGUAUGGAAGCAGGUAUUGGAGUCAUGGCCACCAAAUUGGGUAUGAUGAGCUUCUUCCAACCCGACGGCGAGGUUGUUCCUGUCACUGUCGUUGGCUUCAAAGAAGGGAACAUCGUUACACAGAUCAAAACUGAGGCCACCGAUGGCUACGACUCCGUCCAGGUUGGUUACCGAAGGGUCCGAGACCGCAAAUUGACCAAACCCGAAAUGGGUCAUCUCGAGAAGGUUGGUGCCAUUCCCAUGCGUCAUCUUCAGGAGUUCCGUCUUCAAACCGUUGAUCAAUUCGAGCUUAACCAACGCCUCGUUUUCGAUGAGCUCUUCAAGGAGGGUGAUCUUGUUGAUGUCUCUGGCACCACCAUUGGCAAGGGUUUCCAAGGUGGAAUCAAGCGUCAUAACUUUAGAAGGGGUCCAAUGACCCAUGGUUCGAAGAGUCAUAGACAACUGGGAUCAAUUGGUGCUGGAACCACACCCGGUCGUGUGUACAAGGGAAAGAAGAUGCCCGGAAGGAUGGGAGGGACCAAGAGGAAGAUAAGAAAGCUUAAGAUUGUCAAAAUCGAUAAAGAUCUUAACGUGGUAAUGAUCAAAGGUGCUCUCCCUGGUAAGCCUGGAAAUCUUCUCCGGAUAACUCCAGCCAAGAUUGUGGGCAAGAACAUUCCAAAGAAUUAGCACAUCUUUCCUUUUUGUUCUCACUUCAUGCUGCAUUUCAUUAACUUGUCUGUAAUUGUUGCAUUCCUCUGUUGGCCCUUAGGUGCUACUUUAUGUAUACCUACUACUAUUGCGUUUUCCAAUCCAUUCAAUCAUACUCCACUUUACCAGUUUGGGUUCCGUA